AAAAUCCGCUUUGGUGUGAUGUUUGAUUCUUGUUUUGUAUUAAAGUAUUCUCAAAAAUUAUGAAAAACCUGGAUAUUUGGGAAGUUUCCCUAAGAAAUCUUAAAAUUGAAUUAGGAGAAGUUUGUUGUGUAAGCUACGGGCACGAUGAAAUUGAUUCUAGCGGAGACUUAUAUAUUUGUUCACAUAACCUAAUCGUCACUGAUUUUGGUGAAAAUGGUGAAGUUAAAUGGAGUAAAGAUCUGUCUGAUCUUGCCUCUAGUGGUGAUAGCCCAGUUAACGUGACCUUUCUCGCUGUAACAAAUGCUCUGUGUGUUGGACUUCAAAAUGGGGAGCUGUUUACAAUUAGCAACCAAGGAGAUAUCUGUGAACUAGCUGGUGUUUGUGAAAAUGGAUUAUUGGCCAUGGAAUGGAGUCCUGAUCAAGAGUUACUAACUUUAGUAACUAAAGACCUGAAGACCAUACUUAUGACUUGCACUUUUGAUGCCAUCAAUGAAGUGAACCUGUUAAGUGAGGAAUUUGGAGAAAAGCAGUUCAUUACAGUUGGUUGGGGGAAGAAAGAAACACAAUUCCAUGGAUCUGAGGGGAAGCAGGCUGCUAAAGCUAUAGUAGAAGUAAACCCAGGUGCGGCAGAUAGAAAUUUGCAGUCUGACCAAAUGGUCAAUGUAAAAAUCACAUGGAGGGGAGAUAGCCAGCUUUAUGCUAUAGGAUUCAUAAAUAAUGGAAUAUGGCAAUUCAAAGUAUUUGAUAGGGAAGGUCAACUGCAGUACACAAGUGAGAAGCAACCAGGUCUAGAAUCGAACCUAUCAUGGCGGCCGAGUGGUAAUGUCAUUGCUACUACACAAAGACUUCAAGACAAAUAUGUUGUAGCUUUCUUCGAAAAGAAUGGCCUGAAACAUGGAGAAUUUACUAUACCAGUUGAUGACAAAACUCAGGUAGAAGAUUUGGUGUGGAGUUCUGAUUCUGAAAUAUUGGCACUACUUUGCAGGGAUGAACAGACAAACAUACAAAAAAUAUUGCUGUUUACAACAGGGAAUUAUCAUUGGUACUUGAAACAAACUCUUGAAUUUAACUCUGACCAAAAUUUAAGCAAAAUGUUGUGGGACAAUGAUUUUGAUAUCUACAAUAACAAAAAGUUACAUGUGAUUUUGAGUAAUGGACAAUAUUAUUCUUACUCCUGGAUAUGGAAUAUUGAACAUAGCAAGGGCACAACUGAUUUAGAUGACGCUGUUGUUACAGUUAUUGAUGGAAAGAAAGUGUUGGUCACUGGCUUUAGACAAACUGUUGUUCCUCCACCAAUGUCUGCUUUAGAACUUAAAUGUAAUUCCUUUAUAAAUUCUACACAUUUUGCUCCUGGUCUGAGUGAGAAAAAUAUUAAUACAAACACUUUCUUUGUUUGCACAUCAAAUAAUAAAUUAAUAUUUUAUAAACAAACUCAAAAGUUUCCUCUCCUUUGCAAACAAAUCAAGAUUUACAAAGUUGAUAAAAAUGAUUUUCCCUUCCAAUAUUACAAUUGGUAUUGGUGGAAACCUGAUACUAUUGUUAGUGUUAUGUUAGAUAGUGAUGGCUGUUAUAAUUUGGUAGAAUGGCAAUUAGUUGAUAAUUCUAUUGUUAAAAAGACUAUGAGCAGUCUACCAGCUGCUUUAACAAGAAUACAGGCACAUCCUAAAGACACAAAUGUAUUAUUUCUUCAAUUAAAUAAUGGUGAAAUAACUAAGUAUGAAGAAGGAAAAAUAGAUAUUUUAGAAGUUUCAUUUCCAGUUGCAUGCCCAAAAUUCAGUGUACUUUCAAUCCUUGAUACUUUAUAUUUUUUGGGUCUUUCACACAAGGGGCAUCUUUAUUUGAAUGGAGAUGUAAUUUUAAGUAAUGUUAGUUCAUUCUUUAUUCACACACAUUUUCUUUUAAUAACUACAUUGCAACAUGUUCUUUUAUGUAUUGAGUUAACUGAAUCUGGUAUUACUGCUAUUGCUGAAUAUCAGAAAACUGAAUCUAAUCACGUAUAUAAGAGAAAAAUUGAAAGAGGAGCAAAACUUGUAAUAGCAGUUCCUAAUGACACAAGAACUAUUUUCCAAAUGCCCAGAGGUAAUCUAGAAAACAUACAGCCAAGGCCAUUGUCAUUAAAAAUAAUAGGAAAAUAUCUGAAUCAGUUGAAAUACUAUCAGGCUUUUGAUUUGAUGAGGAAACAAAGAAUCAAUUUGAAUUUGAUUCAUGAUCAUAACCCUAAAAAGUUUUUUAUGUUUAUUGAUUUUUUUCUGGAUGAUAUUGAGAAUGACUCUUGGUUAAGUCUAUUUCUAUCUGAUUUAGAAAAUUUGGAUGUAACCAAAACAAUGUAUGCUAGCAGCUAUGCCGACAAGACCUCUAAAUUAAAUAUCGAUUAUAAUAGCAAAAUACAUAGGGUCUGUGAUAUUAUAAGAAGUCAUUUGUUAAAGAGGUUUGAUAAGGAUCGUAAAAUAUUGACAUUGAUUACAACUUUUGUCAAGAAGAAUACUGAUGAAGAUUUGGAAGCUGCCUUAGAUGUUGUAAAACAGCUAAAAUUGAAGGAGUCUGGUGGAUCUAAACUGCCUGUAGGAUCAGAUGAAGCAUUGAAAUAUUUGCUUUACAUGGUUGAUGUGAACCAAUUAUUCCAUGUCGCUCUUGGAAUGUACGACUUUGAUUUAGUUUUGUUAGUAGCUAAUAAGUCACAGAAAGACCCCAAAGAGUACAUUCCCAUGCUGAAUGAGUUAAAUGAUAUGGAGGAGAAUUACAAGAAAUUCUCAAUCAAUAAACAUUUGAAGAGGUUUAGCAGAGCAGUGGAGUUUUUGGUCAAAUGUGGACCAGAAAAGCAUGAUGAAUUGAGAACAUUUGUUAAGUAUCACAGUCUAUAUAUAGACGCGUUGGCGUUAUUUACACCAGAAGAAGAUAUUUAUAAGCAAAUAUCGGACGAUUUUGGUCUUUAUCUAAAAUUAAAAAAGCAGUUUAUACGGGCUGGCGUUAUGUAUGAAAGAGCCAGAAGUCAUGAAAAAGCUAUUGAAUGUUACAAAGAAGCAUUGGAGUGGGAAUUAGCAAUUAAAUUAGGCCAUAAAUUGCCUGCUGACCAAUUCAGACAGCUUUGCAAUGACCUAGUAAAUGGUUUGAAAGAAGAAAAAAGGUUUGAUGAAGCGUUAAAUAUUUUGGAAAAAUACUGUGAUGAUAAGGAGGAUGCCAUUUCUUUUGCUAUUGAAAAGAGUCAAUACAAAACAGCUAUGCGUCUUUGUUCACAGUUCAACAGAGAUGAUUUGAAAGUCGAAAAAUUAUUGCCCGCUGUACUUGAGGAAUACACAAAUUUACGCGACUUGGUGGAAUCAAAUUGGCAUACCUUUAUCAAAUACAAGGAACGCCUAUCCAUUGUUAGAAAAAAAAAGCGUAAAAAUCCCAUUGAACAUUACGACCCCGCUUUUGACAACAAAGACAGCGACUUGUAUUCUGAUGCUGGGAGUACAGUAGCCUCUUCAAGGGGUUCAACCCGAAGCUUCCAGUCAAGCAAAAAUCGAAGAAAGCACGAGCGUAAAGUGGCGUCUUUGAAAGAAGGGUCGCAGUAUGAGGACGUCGCUUUGGUCAUGGCUUUGCACAGUUUGGUGACAUCAUCGUAUGAGUUGAGGUCUACAGUGAAGAAGGUUAACAUAGCAUUGAGCUGCUUUGAUAAGGACAAGGAAGCUUUUAUAUUACAGACAUCACUUGAGAAAUUACUUAAAGGAAUGAAGGACAGUUUUAAGGAAAUUUGGACCAAUGAGCUCAUAUUAGAAGCAACCAAUGCGGCGAUAGCGGCCCAAAAUGUGCCGGAAGGGGCGCACGUUAUUUUACAAGGAAUUGCAACUUUGGAACCACACAUCAGGAUAGCUCCUGUUAUUCAAGAUUUCAAUUGGCAACUGGAGGGCCUUAACUAAUUCUAUCAUGUACAUUACACAUACAGUACUUUCAUAUGAUAGUAUAAUAAAAAUAUUUUA
Amyelois transitella is the source of this 3959-nucleotide messenger RNA. It is a transcript of the gene Elp1, whose product is annotated as elongator complex protein 1. Gene Ontology annotation, biological process: tRNA wobble base 5-methoxycarbonylmethyl-2-thiouridinylation. Gene Ontology annotation, molecular function: tRNA binding. NCBI's taxonomy places the organism in Eukaryota, Metazoa, Arthropoda, Insecta, Lepidoptera, Pyralidae. The coding region runs from base 60 to 3899 and encodes 1279 amino acids. The transcript has 8 exons. The record is from RefSeq and is a predicted model, not a curated record. Gene Ontology annotation, cellular component: elongator holoenzyme complex; cytosol.